Messenger RNA from Penicillium cosmopolitanum, 1830 nucleotides. RefSeq lists its product as uncharacterized. NCBI's taxonomy places the organism in Eukaryota, Fungi, Ascomycota, Eurotiomycetes, Eurotiales, Aspergillaceae. The transcript is spliced from 6 exons. The coding region runs from base 1 to 1830 and encodes 609 amino acids. Gene Ontology annotation, biological process: siderophore transmembrane transport. Gene Ontology annotation, molecular function: siderophore-iron transmembrane transporter activity. The record is from RefSeq and is a predicted model, not a curated record.
AUGUCGAAGCAACGUGAUAUCGACAUUGCCCCGGUGGGCAAUGAGUCAAGCAAUACUCAAGAUGACCACGGACUUUCGUCUGAUCUGGAGAAGGAAUCGCAACCUUCAUCAAAUAUGCAGGCCGGAGUACAAAAAGCUGAUCUAUUGCGCGAAGCAUGGACGAAGCAAGGUCUUGUGAUGGUUUUUUCAGGUCUUUUACUAUGUACAUUUGCCAUCAACUUCGCGGAUUAUUCGACUCAAGUGUAUACGCCCUACACAACCAGCUCAUUCAAACAACAUUCCGCCAUGAGCGCGGCGAAGGUCGUGAUGAACAUUGCACGCAUUUCAGCGUAUCCUAUCAUCGCUAAACUAGGUGAUGUCUUUGGCAGAGCUGAGAUGUUCAUCUUCUCAAUCUUUGCUUCGGCUCUCGGGUACGUGAUUUAUGCUGCUUGCACAAAUAUUGCUCAAUACAUUGCAGCCGGUAUAUUUGAGGCUAUCGGAUCCACUGGAUACGCUCUUACACAACAAGUCUUUGUGGCAGACAUGACUUCGCUCGUCAAUCGCGGCGUAUGGUCUACCCUCCCAGACUCCUUAACAACCAUUCCAACCCUUUACAUCGGGACAACCGUCGCAGAACGCAUCCUCGAUAAUUCUACAUGGCGCUGGGGAUGGGGAAUGUGGGCGAUAGUUUUACCUGUGGCAUCAGUGCCUCUUAUAGGGACAAUGCUCUUCUAUCAACGCCGAAUCCCGAAGACAAAAUCACAGACGAGCAGCUCACUAGACCUGGAUCCUGGACAGCCUUUGUGGGAAAAGGUAUUUCAAUUGUUCUGGUUUCAACUUGAUCUGCCCGGUGCGAUAUUUCUUCUCGCCGGAUUGUCUCUUCUCCUCGUUCCGCUUUCCUUGACCGGCACGACAAAUAGCGAUUCUUGGACCCGUGGAUCAUUUAUCGCUAUGCUGGCUCUUGGCGUUGUUUUUCUAAUUGUCUUUUUUAUUUGGGACGCAUGGUUUGCCCAACAACCUUUCGUACCAUACCGCAUGAUCAACAACCGCACCGUUGCAGCUGCUUGUCUUCUCGGGGCACUUGACUUCUUUCAUUAUUCAGUCUUCACUGUUUUCUUCACUAGCUACCUGCAAGUCGCAGGGCACUUCUCCGCGGGUCCUGCAACGCGAAUUGACAACUCGCUUCGCGUCGCUUUCCAGGUUGCCGGCAUAUUUGCCGCAUUCUUUAUGAAGUAUACCAAGCGAUCCCAGAUUUGGGUUCUGAUUGGUGUUCCACUUUGUGUUCUUGGAAUGGGUGUUCUGCUAUAUCUAGUAGAUAUGGGUGGUGGCCGAGUGGGUAGCGAAGUCUCAUUUAUAACGGCCAAAUCACUCAUCGGAAUUGGUCGUGGCUUCAACCAAACCGCCGCUCAAGUCUCGGUUCAAGCAGUCGUAACACGCCAAGAAGUCUCUGUUGUUACUGCGGUUUUCUUUGCUUCAAUGAGUGUUGGUGGUGCUAUUGGUACUAGUGUGGCUGGCGCAAUUUGGAGAAAUACUCUCCCGAGCAAACUUCGGCAGUAUCUACCGGAGGAGCUGAAAAGUCAAGCCAACUCCAUAUUCAGCUCCAUAGUCGUUGCUAAAAAGUAUGCUGAGGGCACUGAUGCUCGAAAUGCAAUCGAUCGCAGUUAUCGCGAGUCACAGAGACUUUUGGAAAUUGCGGGAUUGGUUUCCUUGUCGCUGAUGCUCAUUGUGAUGUUCUUCCUAAAGAAUAUCAAACUGGAUGAGAGUGGACGAGCAAAUACCUCUGAGACAAUUGAAAAUGACGAAGCAACAACUUCUGAGCGGGAUAAUCAGAACAAGGGUAAAGGUAACUAG